AUGCCGAGAGACCGAUUUCCGGCCUGGAAAUUGAACGACCAGGAUUCGCAGUGUUUUGUCAAAGCUUUGGAAACUCCACUCUUCAUGACCACACAUGCCCACACGCCAAUUCAUCACAUCGAACGAAAACUGCAGGAAGGCACCGCAACGACGACGCCGACCACGUACAGCGAAGCGCGCACCGUGGUGGGCACCCCGGUUACAGUAAGCGGGCAGCACACGGUGGCCACGGGAGGAGACGGUGACAGACGUAACAGGCUGGCCGCUGGCGUGGGCUGCACUUUUGCUGGCCUGCUCAUUCAUUCUGUGAGGAAGGGGAGGGGAGGGGAGGGGAAGGGAAGGGAAGGGAAGGAAUGA
Molecule: messenger RNA, 357 nt
Organism: Marchantia polymorpha subsp. ruderalis
Lineage: Eukaryota; Viridiplantae; Streptophyta; Marchantiopsida; Marchantiales; Marchantiaceae
Source: the annotation of a GenBank genome assembly